CAUUCCCAUACUUUUGGCCUCGUUUUCAAGUGAUAGAGUAUAGACCACUGCCCAACCAACACAACAAACACAUUCUCCUAACUUCUCUUUUUUCUCUCUCUGUUCUCUCUAAUUCAAAUCCCGAUUCAAGCAUAAUACAUUCGUUUCAAGUCUUUACAUUCGUUUCAAGUCUUUCCAGUUAUGGAAAAUCAACAACCUUCCUUCAUAUCAAGAUUCAGACGUGUCUGUGUCUUCUGCGGUAGCAGCCCUGGAAAGAAUCCUAGCUACCAGCUUGCUGCUAUCCAACUUGGCCGGCAACUGGUCGAAAGGAACAUUGACUUGGUUUAUGGAGGAGGAAGCAUUGGUCUGAUGGGUCUGGUCUCCCAAGCUGUUUAUGAUGGUGGCCGCCACGUUUUGGGAGUGAUACCUAAAACUCUCAUGCCAAGAGAGAUAACAGGAGAAACAGUAGGGGAAGUAAGAGCAGUAUCAGGCAUGCACCAGAGAAAAGCAGAAAUGGCUCGUCAAGCUGAUGCAUUUAUAGCCUUGCCUGGUGGCUAUGGAACCUUGGAAGAACUGUUGGAAGUCAUAACCUGGGCUCAGCUUGGAAUCCAUGAUAAACCGGUUGGGCUAUUGAACGUUGAUGGCUACUACAACUCCCUUCUCUCAUUCAUUGACAAAGCUGUUGAUGAAGGCUUCAUUACCCCAGCUGCCCGUCACAUUAUUGUUUCUGCCCAAUCUGCCCAUGAACUCAUGUGCAAGCUUGAGGAAUAUGAACCAAGGCACAAUGGGGUGGCCUCUAAGCUAAGUUGGGAGAUGGAGCAACAAUUGGGUUACACAAUAAAGUCAGAUAUUGUUCGCUGACUUGGUGAUUUUUAUAUGAUAAAAGGAUUGGAUGACCUUAGCUGAUCUUCUAAAAUUUAAUACACACAAGCUAUUUAUAUACGUAGAUGUGAGCUCCACCAAAAAGGAAUGCCACCACAGUUCUUUUAAUCAGCUGUGGAUCAUGCUUUUUUUUUUUUUUUUUAAUUAUUAUAAUUUUUUGGUUAUCUAAUUUUGCUAAUUAGUGUCUUUCUUGGAUAAACAAGGGGAGUUAGUUUUAUUACUAAUUCCAUAGUAUGUUGUCAGUGAUGAUUACUAAUUGUGUAAUUUUGUAUAUUGAUUUUCUAUUAUAUAUUGUAUUGAUAA
Hevea brasiliensis (rubber tree) is the source of this 1164-nucleotide messenger RNA. Its product is annotated as cytokinin riboside 5'-monophosphate phosphoribohydrolase LOG1. Bases 181 to 840 code for a protein of 219 amino acids. Gene Ontology annotation, cellular component: nucleus; cytosol. Gene Ontology annotation, biological process: cytokinin biosynthetic process. The transcript has 7 exons. Gene Ontology annotation, molecular function: hydrolase activity, hydrolyzing N-glycosyl compounds. The record is from RefSeq and is a predicted model, not a curated record. Lineage: Eukaryota; Viridiplantae; Streptophyta; Magnoliopsida; Malpighiales; Euphorbiaceae.